GAAAGAGAGUUUUAAUUACAUUUUAUAGAGGGUACCCCUCGCACCUGUCAAGACCUUUUUGGUGUUUUUUUAUGUUUUCAGCGUCAUAUCCCCCGUCGCUGGAGGAAUGUCGAGACGGAAUUAUUUAAAAAUAGGAUCUCUCUUCUGACAGCCUGCUCUAAUGACUCCCAUAGCAUUGUAGUGCGAGAAGCAGGAAUGGGAAGAUGGCUGCAGAUCUAGGAGAGCUGCUGGUCCCUUAUAUGCCCACCAUUAGAGUUCCCAGAACAGGAGACAGGGUUUUCAAGAGUGAAUGUGCCUUUUCCUACGAUUCUCCCGAGUCUGAGGGAGGCUUGUAUGUGUGUAUGAACACAUUCCUGGGCUUUGGCAGAGAACAUGUGGAGAGACAUUACCGUAAAACCGGACAGAGUGUUUACAUUCACCUCAAACGCCAUAUCAAAGAGAAACCUACAGGUGCUGCAGGGGGUGCCAUCCCCAGAAGAAGAAACGGAAAAGUGUUCCUAGAUUUAGAACUAAACUGUGAUUUUAACGGAGAUGAGUAUGUGUGUGAAGACGAGGCCAAGCUCGUCAUAUUUCCAGACCACUUCGAGAUCCCCUUACCAAAUAUUGAGGAGUUGCCUGCACUGGUGACAAUAGCCUGCGAUGCCGUGCUCAACGCCGCGUCGGCCUACAAAAAACAGGAGCCCGACUCCUGGGAGGAGGAGAUCCAGGUUUCCAAACAUGCCAGGAGUCUCCGACAGCAGGACAACGGCGUGAGGAUCCCACCCAGUGGCUGGAAAUGUCAAAAGUGUGAGAUGAAAGAGAACCUGUGGCUGAACCUGUCGGACGGAGCGGUGCUUUGUGGGAAGUGGUUCUUUGAUGGUGCCGGAGGAAACGGCCAUGCCUUGGACCACUUCAAAGACACCAACUUCCCCCUGGCAGUCAAGCUGGACAACAUCACCCCAGACAUAGCAGAUAUUUAUUCGUUCGAUGAAGAAGAAGCAGUCCUGGACCCACAAAUAUCCGAACACUUGCAACACUUUGGAAUAGACAUGAUACAGAUGCAGUGGGAUGGAACAGAAAAUGGCCACCACAACACAAACAACAUGCGGCCACGAGUCAGUGAGUGGGAGGUGAUCCAGGAGUCUGGCAUGAAGCUGAAGGCAGUGUAUGGCUCGGGUUUCACGGGCAUCAAGAACCUGGGCAACAGCUGCUACCUGGGCACCACCAUGCAGGUCCUCUUCAGCAUCCCUGAGUUCCAGAGGGCGUAUGUUGGAAAUCUACAGAGGAUAUAUGACUACUCACCUCUUGACCCCAGCACGGACUUCAGCACACAAAUGGCUAAACUGGGCCACGGACUCCUCUCAGGCAUGUACUCCAAACCACCAAUGAAAUCCGAGCUCAUUGAACAGGUGACGAAAGAAGAAUACAAGGUAUUAGACUGGCACCAGCCAAAGGGCAUCUCUCCCAAGAUGUUCAAAGCCCUGGUUAGCAAUGGCCACCCCGAGUUCUCCUCCAACAGACAGCAAGAUGCACACAAGUUUUUCCUGCAUCUCAUCAACCUGGUGGAGAGAAACAGUGUGGGCUUGGAGAACCCCAAUGAUGCGUUCCGCUACCUGGUGGAGGAGCGUGUGCAGUGUUGCCAGACGCAGAAGGUGCGCUACACCCAGAAGGUGGACUACCUCAUGCAGCUCCCUGCUGCCAUCGAGGCCGCAUCCAACAGAGAGGAGCUGAUAGUGUAUGAGGCCAAGCGAAACGAAGCAGAGGAGAACAUGAGGGCCCCUCCAGAGCCUGUGAGGGCCCGGAUCCCCUUCACAGCGUGCCUGCAGGCCUUCAUGGAGCCAGAGAACGUCCCUGACUUCUGGAGCUCAGAGCUGCAGGCCAAAUCAACUGGAGUCAAGACUUCCCGUUUCGCCUCCUUCCCAGAGUAUCUGGUGGUGCAAAUAAAGAAAUUCACAUUUGGGGUGGACUGGGUUCCAAAGAAAGUAGAUCUGUCCAUAGACAUCCCAGACUUCCUGGACCUGUCUCGACUCCGGGGAACAGGACUGCAGGCGGGAGAACAAGAGCUCCCAGACCUCACCCCCCCCAUCGUCCUCCCUGAAGACACCAGAGACAACUCGAUGAACUCCUCAGAUUCCCCAGAAAUAGACGAGUCGGCGGCGAUGCAGCUGGCGGAGAUGGGCUUCCCUCUGGAGGCCUGUCGGAAGGCCGUCUACUACACGGGGAACAUGGGCCCCGAGAUGGCCUUUAACUGGAUCAUAGCCCACAUGGAGGAGCCUGACUUUGCUGAGCCCCUGGCACUGCCAAACUUCAUGGAGCCCGGCCCCUCCGUGGCCAGCCCGGGCCUGGCUGCCACCCCCCUGGACAACCAGCCUCCAGAGGAGAGCAUCGCCAUCCUCACCUCCAUGGGCUUCCCCCCCCGCCACACCGUCCAGGCCCUCAAAGCCACGAACAACAACCUGGAGCGGGCGCUGGACUGGAUCUUCACCCACACGGAGAGGGAGGAGGAGGAGGAGACUAGCGACGCCCUGUCUGACAUGGCCGACACCACGGAGCCCAAUGACAACGCUUUCUCCAAUGCCAACACGCACAGCAACUCCACACUGCCCCCAGACCAGGACGCCUCAGGCCCCCGGAUCAAGGACGGACCCGGACGUUACGAGCUUUUUGCUUUCAUCAGCCACAUGGGAGCGUCCACGAUGUCUGGUCAUUAUGUAUGCCACAUCAAAAAGGAAGGAAGAUGGGUGAUCUUCAACGACCACAAAGUGUGCUUGUCAGAAAGGCCUCCAAAAGACUUGGGCUACAUCUAUUUUUACCGUCGACUGUCGUGCAGCUAGACCUACCACCCCCCCCCUCACCUCCAUACUCCAACCUCCAACC
This is a messenger RNA of Coregonus clupeaformis (lake whitefish), 2856 nucleotides long. RefSeq names its product ubiquitin carboxyl-terminal hydrolase 13-like. The record is from RefSeq and is a predicted model, not a curated record. NCBI's taxonomy places the organism in Eukaryota, Metazoa, Chordata, Actinopteri, Salmoniformes, Salmonidae. Gene Ontology annotation, molecular function: cysteine-type deubiquitinase activity; zinc ion binding; protein binding. Gene Ontology annotation, biological process: protein deubiquitination. The transcript is spliced from 21 exons. Bases 204 to 2813 code for a protein of 869 amino acids.